CAACCUUCCUAAGUACCCACCUCAGUACUCAAAAUGGCCUAUAAAUUAGCAAGCUUUACUCUUCAAUUUUGUAUCAACACAAUUAAAUUAUUGAAACUACUCUCUUAAGUUGAGCAAUAUGGCCAUCUCUAAGUUCCUAUUUAUCUCCUUUCUUCUUUCAGCUAUUGUUCUUCAAUUUGUCCAAGCUCUACCAACGCCUUCUCGUGGCGCAGCUUAUAGUCCAGCACCAGCCGCAAAAUUAGAUUGUGGAGCAGCGUGCUUAGUAAGGUGCAGCGAGACAAAGAGGCCAAAUCUAUGCCAAAGGGCAUGUGGAACUUGCUGCAAAAAAUGCAACUGUGUGCCACCAGGCACUUAUGGCAACUACGAUAGCUGCCCUUGUUACGCUGCUUUGACAACCCGUGGUGGCAGACCUAAGUGCCCUUAAAUCAACAAAUUAUCCUGAAAAAUAUGGUUAUUUUAAUAUUUUGUCUUGCUAAACAGCAAUUAUGAAAUAUAAUCAAAAUGUACUACUGUACUAAAAAUUUCUUUUUUUUUCCGUUGAUAUAUGAAUUGUAAUAUUCGUUGUAAUAAUGAAAAAUGUAUUGGUUUUUCCGGCCAUCUAAAAAAAAUUGUACUCUAUUUGUUUAUUUAGCUAUUCAAAUCAUAAUUUUCUA
Molecule: messenger RNA, 653 nt
Organism: Beta vulgaris subsp. vulgaris (sugar beet)
Lineage: Eukaryota; Viridiplantae; Streptophyta; Magnoliopsida; Caryophyllales; Amaranthaceae
Product: gibberellin-regulated protein 1
Exons: 3
Coding region: 119-424 (101 amino acids)
Source: RefSeq, a predicted model, not a curated record